This is a messenger RNA of Gossypium raimondii (Peruvian cotton), 2180 nucleotides long. RefSeq lists its product as uncharacterized. Gene Ontology annotation, cellular component: Fanconi anaemia nuclear complex. Gene Ontology annotation, biological process: interstrand cross-link repair. NCBI's taxonomy places the organism in Eukaryota, Viridiplantae, Streptophyta, Magnoliopsida, Malvales, Malvaceae. The record is from RefSeq and is a predicted model, not a curated record. The transcript has 10 exons. Bases 341 to 1732 code for a protein of 463 amino acids.
AAAAUCAAGGUAGUAUCCGUCAUUAAGUCUCCAUUUGAGUGAUUGUUUUUGAAACUGAGCGAUUUUUUUGUGCUUAUUUAUUUUUUAAGUAUUUUUGAGUCAAUUAAACAAAGGGACAACAAACCCGAAAGUAGAACUUAGUUUCAACUUCUUUCUCAUUUUUAGCCUUUCUUGAAACUAUAAGCUGUGGCGGGAAAACUCCCCUAUUGAAAACGUAGCAAUCUUCUGCACCCGCUCUCUUGCGAUCCAAACCCUGCUUGGGUUCACACCUCUUCCUUAUCUCCUGUCUCAUUGUUAAUCGACGUCGUUCACAACAGACCUCAAGGAAGAAAGCCAGAAGAUGGGAUGGAUUCACCCAGACAUAUCGCUGGAAGAAAUGAUGAAACUGAUAGAAGGGUUUGUUGAUAUCCUGGUUUUGGCUUCUGGGUAUCAAUCAUCUGGUCUUCUCGCUCACUGGGACUCUGAUAACAUCAAGCGAGCCUUUCAAUGGGCCCUCUUCUUUGAAAAUGUUUUUAGGCGUUUAAGCAGCUUGGAUUUUUAUCAAGAGUCUAUUCAGGAGCUUGAUGCAGCUCUGUCCGAAAUGACAUCGCAUCCGUCCUUUCCUCAGGGUCUUGCACAUUUGUCAUCUGUUACUCUUAGAAGGGCAAGAAGUUUUUUGUCGGAACACUUGCUCCAUAAUUUGCCAUUGAGGGAUUCACAUCUAAGAGCUGUUAUUACAGCAAUUGUGGAGAUGGAUCUUAGUGACCUUUCGCAGACAGAGCAUGACUGUCUCAAUGCAUAUUUGAAUAAUUUGACACUGCAAAGCAGGAUUUGUAUGAGGGAUACCAGUACAUCAUCUCCAGAUUUAACUCCGACUGUUCAAACCGAAAAGUCUGGUACUGAUAAUUUUACUAAAAUUGCUCUUCAUGAACUCUUCAGGAGACAAUCUUCUGUGUCAUGCGUUUCAGUUAUUGAGGAAGGAUUGGAUGUUCUUUCUAAUGCCAUGAGACAUAGCAGCCGGACUGACUCUGACUCUAGCCUAUUUAGGGAGCAAAUGAAUCAUGAAACAGUUCCAGCUUUGUUGCGAAGUGCAGAUGCAUUAGUUGAUGUUGUCACUUGGAACCGUUGGAAAUCAAGGGCUUUGUCAUAUUUUCUUGAUAAGAGAACCAUUAGGAUGGUGUCUGGUGCAAGCUUAAUAUUUUCAGACGCCAAUGCACAAUGGAAAAAAGUGUUUGGGCAGCUGCACAUUUCUGACAAAAGUAGCAAAUAUGAUCUGCACCAGGCAAUUGAGCUCUUGUUACUAGGAAGCAUUGCAAGCAGAUGGAAUUGCAUAAUUGAACACUUGAUGUCAGCAUCUUAUGAUUCUGUUACCAUCUCAAAGCAAUAUCAUGUGCUUGCUAACUCGGUCUUUGAAAUAUCUCAAAGUAGUCAUCAAAUAGAGGAAAUAAAAAAAUCAAAGGAAGGAGGUAUUCUUGAUUAUCUGAUGGGACUGUUGGGUGGUCAAAUACACCUAUUGUUGAAAUCAUCUCCUGCUCUGGCAGCAGUUUCACUUCCAUUCUGGCCUACCUUAUUUAGACUUUACCUGAGUGAAAUUGAGAUUCAAUUCAAGGGAAAGCCUUCUAUGAUAAGAUGCUGCAGUUGUAUUCAAGACAGGAAUGAGCAUAAAGACUGUGAACUUGCUGAGAGAAUUUGGUGUCUCUACAUCUUUCAUGUUUGUGGCUCUCAAAUAAUAAAUGGUGCAUGUGGUGCUUGAUAGCUGAAAUUUGUUGUGCUGGUCUUCAAUAAGAUUAUUUGCAGCAAGUUCUCAUGCGUAAACCAAGAGAAAAACCACAAAUGAUAAACGCUAGCAACUUUUUGGAAGGUUAAUCACUUAAUCCAGAAAGUACCCAUCUCAGACAUCAUAUCACUAGUUCUUUCUCCAAGUUGAGACAAUGGAUGACCUAGGAAUGAUGACAAAGCAAAGUGGAAAGAACAUUAGGUGAUAAUGGUUCUAAUGUCAGACAAAUGGCUAAGUGCCAUCUAACAUCUUAGACAGUGACGUCUCUUGGUAGGGAAUUAGAUGCAUGAAAGGCUCAGUUCAUGCUUUCUUUGAAACUAUAUAUCUUACUGUUCUUGUUGCUUUUAGACUUGCAGGCUCUCAACUUUGAGUGGAUAUAAAGUGAGAAGUUAGCUUUAAAAGCUUAGAACUGAAAAUUCUGAGA